AUGCGAAAUCUGGACGAGAUACGCGAAGAAAAACGAGCGGAUUGGAGGCGUCAGGUGAUGGAGAAACUGGAAGAGGACGGUGAAAUGUACGCGAAUUUGGAGAUUCGAGAAUUCGGAAAAAACGACGACUACAUUUGGACAGAAGACGAAUGGGAGAAUGAUCUAGAUUUUCCGGAACCGAUAUUUUUCGAUGGGAAACUUGGUUUCAAUAACAUCAAAAACAACAUCAAAAAGUGA
This is a messenger RNA of Caenorhabditis briggsae, 237 nucleotides long. The transcript has 2 exons. The coding region runs from base 1 to 237 and encodes 78 amino acids. The record is from RefSeq and is a predicted model, not a curated record. Lineage: Eukaryota; Metazoa; Nematoda; Chromadorea; Rhabditida; Rhabditidae.